AAUAUUAAGUAGAAAUAUUGCAGAACGAAUGAAAAUUGGCCAUUUUUACAUAAUAUUACUACACUAAUCCUAAACGUAUUUUAAUAAAGAUAGUAAGAAUGUCGAAAAUUUCAAUUAGAGAUAUUAAACCCGAUGAUUUUAAGCAUUUAAUUAAAAUGUUUCACGAAAUGAAAGAAUUUGAAAAAUUGGAAGAUGACAUUACAACUACACCUGAGAUUCUGAAUAGGGAUUGUUUCGGACCAAAUAAAUUCUUUUCGGCUAUUGUUGCUGAGAAUGAGAAAAAAGAAAUCGCCGGUUAUUCGAUAUACUUCAAGGCCUAUUCAACUUUUCAAGGUAGAAUGCUCUAUAUGGAAGAUAUAUAUGUCGUACCCAAUUACAGGCACUUGGGCGUUGGUAAGAAAUUACUCAAGAAGGUUGCAAGUAUCGCGGUUUCUGAAGAUUGUUGCAGAAUACACUUUGCCGCUUUAGAGUGGAAUAAGAAUGCUACAAAUUGGUACAAGAAAGUUGGUGGAAUAGACCUAACCGAUUUCGAAGAAUGGCACCUAUUUAGAAUAGGAAGAGAAGCUUUGGAAAAGUAUUCAGAAUGA
Dimorphilus gyrociliatus is the source of this 587-nucleotide messenger RNA. The record is from the annotation of a GenBank genome assembly. Lineage: Eukaryota; Metazoa; Annelida; Polychaeta; Dinophilidae.